AUGUCAGUUGAUAUAUUACAAGUAAAUUGUGAUGGAUGCUGUGAGGUUGCGCACGAACCUUUUAUAGAAUGCUGUGAAUGUGACACGAAUUUGUGUACAACAUGUUUUGCUGCCGGCAGGGAGCUCGGCGACCACAAAAAUAACCACAAGUACGCUGUACGAAGGAACGAUUUCCCUCUUUUCGAAAACUGUAAUUGGUCAGCUAAAGAGGAGUGUAAGUUACUGUCUGCAAUAUCUACAUAUGGAUUUGGAAACUGGGAAGAAGUAUCCAAAGUAGUGCACACACGAUCAAAACUUGAAUGUCAAGAACAUUAUAAGAAGUAUUACAUUGAAAAUGUACAAUAUAAUGAGCUGAAGAUACUACCAGAAACAGAACAAUCCUUGUUCCCCAAGCCAAUUAUACCUUACUUGUAUAAUUUGCAGACAAGUAUUAAUCCCCCCAGGAACAAUCAGUCGGAACAGCAGUUGGCAGGUUACAAUGCCUACAGAUCUGAAUUUGAACUCAGCUAUGAUCAUAAUGCAGAAAAUAUUUUCAAUAUGGAGGACAGUUACUCUGAAGAUGAAGAUGAUGAAGAGUGCAUGGAUGCAUUGAAAGUCAGUUUAGUAAGUGCUCUGAACACAAGGCUGAAGGAAAGGCAGCGACGGUACAAUAUCAUCAAAAACCAUGGUUUGAUAAUGCCAAAUAAAUUGCUUUCAUGGUUGAAGAGGUUUGAUACUACAUUGAUGAGAUGUAAAACCGAAAGAUUAGUUGCAUUCAUGCAAUUCAUGACAGGAAUGCAGUUUGAUGCAUUCAUAGAGGCAUUGAGUCUAGAAGAAGAAAUAAUGCAAAGAAUAUUCAGACUGAUCGACUACCGAAAGAAUGGUAUAAAGACGUUGUAUUCUGCGAGACUUUACAAACAGUUGAAAAGAGAAAAUGCCUUAGCUUUCAAGGAACAGAAAUAUGCUACAUCUAUUAUGCAAAAUACUUAUGAGAGACAGUCUCCUGUCAAAACAAAGCAAUCUAUCCUAAAAGAUGGUUUAAAUAAGAAGUUUAAAAGAACUUCAAUGCCUUUGGAUAUUGUAGAUCUGCCAGGUUUCAAUCUUUUACUGGAUAGUGAGAAAAAUCUCUGUUCAAAUUUGAGGUUGUUACCUCAGAGUUAUAUGGAAAUAAAAAAACAAUUAGUAGCAGAGAAUAAUAAAUUAGGAUGCCUGCGGCUGCUGGAUGCACGAAGGGUGCUCAAGAUAGAUGUCAACAAAACUAGAAAAAUAUAUGACUAUCUUCUAGAAGAGGGCUUUGUAAAUAAACCACCAGCUUAUAAAAAUGGUGCUUCAUAG
This is a messenger RNA of Parnassius mnemosyne (clouded apollo), 1314 nucleotides long. The record is from the annotation of a GenBank genome assembly. Lineage: Eukaryota; Metazoa; Arthropoda; Insecta; Lepidoptera; Papilionidae.